Molecule: messenger RNA, 2182 nt
Organism: Eleginops maclovinus (Patagonian blennie)
Lineage: Eukaryota; Metazoa; Chordata; Actinopteri; Perciformes; Eleginopidae
Gene: hbegfa
Product: heparin-binding EGF-like growth factor a
Exons: 6
Coding region: 235-948 (237 amino acids)
Biological process (GO): positive regulation of cell population proliferation; epidermal growth factor receptor signaling pathway
Molecular function (GO): epidermal growth factor receptor binding; growth factor activity
Source: RefSeq, a predicted model, not a curated record
CUGUGCGGGCGCUCCUUCACUCUGCGCCUCUCACAGUGAAACAUCCGGGACACUCCAACCCUCUCAAGUGACGCCAAGUGUUCGCAAACUGGCAAAAUUAAUUCAUACAAAAAACUAAUCAAAAAAUCAAAACCGAGAAGAAAGGAAUAUUAAGAGCCGGAUCAAGUGAAAGGAAUACAACUCGUACAUCAUCGUAUUUUUUCCCUGGAAACAAUUCCGGGACAUUUUUACAUCAUGAGGAUUUUCACUGCUGUGCUCUUGCUGGCUCACGCCUUGGUGGUGUCCAGAGGGGCCAGUGGUGCUGCAGUCGACAGGUAUGAGAGCGACAGGCAACGGCAUACAGCUGUUAUCAACUUGGACACGACCAGAGGCAGGAGGGUGGAAGAGGAGAGCAGAAGCAUGAGUGCUACAACAGCGGAGUACGGUCAGGAAGUUGACGAGGAGGUGUAUGAUGAUUAUUAUGAUGAAGAGGACGAGUAUGAAGAUGGCAUGUCUGGGGACUAUGGUGAAGUGCCACGAGUUGCAAUGGUAAGCAAACCAAAAGACCCACUUGCCAUCCUGGAGACUGAAACCCCGGAAGGACAUAAAAGAAGAGGAAAGGGAAAAAAGAAGGGGAAAGGCAAGGGCAAGAAGAGGAAUCCCUGCCUGAGGAAGUAUAAAGAUUUCUGCAUUCACGGGACCUGCCAGUACCUGAGGAACGUCCGUGCCCCAUCCUGUGUGUGCCACCAAAGUUACUCCGGGGACAGGUGUCAGUUUUUCACGCUGCCCUUGGAGAAGCCCCAGGAGGGCUACAACAGGACCACAGCUCUGGCGGUUGUGGCAGUUGUGCUGUCGUCUGUGUGCCUCACCAUCAUAGGCCUUUUAUUGUUGCUCAGGUUUCACAAGCGGGGAGCGUAUGAUGUAGAGAAUGAAGAGAAGGUCAAACUAGGGUUAGCGUCCAACCACUGAAAAGACAGAGACAGGCAAAGAAGUGGAAAUUCUACCUCAAAAUAGAAAAGGAGAAGUGAACUGCGAAAGGAGGUCCUAGAGAGAAAAGGAUUGUACAUGAAGAAGGGAACUGAGGUUGUUGUCUGCCUUUAGCCUCUGCUAGACGCUCAAAUGAACAAUGGGCAAAUGAACAUAUUCCUGAAGGUCUCAGAAGACGCUGGCCCAGACUGAAACAGGAAUAAUAAUGGCCCAGAGGAUGGAUGGAAGAUGAGAGCACGAAAAAACGAGAAGAAGGAACUCUGUGCUGCUUCUUGACUGUGUGAAAGAGAUCGUUUCAGACUGAACUGAGCAAGAUUUUUAACAAAAGCAUUUUAUAUUUUCCUGCACAAAACCAUUUCUUUUUUUGUGUACAGUCAACGGUAUAUUUAUAAUUUUAAUUUAUUUAUUUAAGCUAACUGUAUUUAUAAAGACUUUAACCACCUUCAACCGUUUUUAAAAAUAAUGAUGUUACAGUUGUUUUUUUAUAUAUUUUAUUGGACAAUAUUUAUUUAUUAAACAGGAAAGCAAACCAUGCAGAAGCUCUUUGAGAUUUUAUGAAAAAAUGCAUAAUCAUCUCAUAAUGGCUUUAAUUCUCGCACUCAGUAGAUGAUCAAUUGCACUGUGAUUAAUACAUUGAUCAUUAAAUAGAAAAAUGUUUUUUUUAUUAUUCAGGGUAGUUUCAUUAAGUGCAAGGAAAGCCCUGCUCACCCUGACACAGUUACACAUACAACCAGCUGGAUGAGUCAGCAACUGGGCAGCGCUGUCAUAGGAAAUGCUCAAAGGCACAUCAGCGGGGUAGUAUGGUAUAGGCUGCUUUUCCUGCCAGGUUUGACGACAGCUUUAAUGAUCUUUAGUCCACCUUAGGCCUAGUUGUAUGCCUUAAUGUUAUAAGAUUAGAUCAUUCCCUCAUACAAUGCAUUGCCCUGGCAUGUAUUGAUUAAGGCAAAAAUAAAAUCUGCACUUAGCAACUGAAUUGCAAAAGAAGCCUAUAAAAGCAAAUCAAUUAUCAGAUGCACUGUAACAACAAUUUGGUAUAAAUAUGUUGUCAUGUUGUCUUACCAUAAUUUGAGGAGAAACUCCUUCAGAUCCAUGUUAAUCUGCCAAACAAAGAAAAAUGUGAAUUAAAUUGUUCCACCCUUUCAAAUCUUGCAGUUUUGAAGUGAUUUUUAUUUAUGUGAUUUUUUUCAGAACAAAAUAAAGAGAAGGAUUAUCAGAA